Lepisosteus oculatus (spotted gar) is the source of this 2477-nucleotide messenger RNA. Lineage: Eukaryota; Metazoa; Chordata; Actinopteri; Semionotiformes; Lepisosteidae. The record is from RefSeq and is a predicted model, not a curated record.
AUGCCUGAGUCCAAAGAGGUGCAGGCUGGCGACGUUUUCACGAGCUCGCAGUGCAGUUGCCUAGCAGCGCCAACCGAGUUCAACCUGGAAGACUUUGUGGAUAAACCUGAGCUGAGCGAAGUCAAACGGAGGAGAGAAGCAGAGUACAAACAGCACCUGGCCAGCUGCCCCUUGCAACUGAUUUUGGCCCAGCCAAAUUCUCCCCUGAUGUAUCCCAUUCAAGGAGUCCGUGUGCUUCCGCUCCAAGAAACCUCUAUUCCAGGGUUAAGUGUAUAUGCACCUAAAAAAACGCAGUAUCAGGUCUCUCUGAGCGUAACCAAAGGCGUCCUUGCCACCACGAAGCCAGGAAGGGACGAUCAUAUUGAGGGACAGAAUGAGAUGGUCUUGACUAUUUCCACCUCUAACCUGGAGCGUCUGAACCACCUGCUGAGAAAUGUCACCUACACCAGCACUCUGUACAGGAUCAAGGAUGGAGAUCUGGUCUCUUUCACCUUUGAGAAGCAUUCCGCCACCUUCCCCAUUGUGAUUGAACAGCCUCUGAUCCCUCACCUGUACGAUCCAGGGCAAGGCAUCAGCUCUCAGGUGACAAUUGUCACCAAAACGUUUCUGAGAUACCCCCAGCUGGACGUCCUCAUUAAGAGCAUCCGGACCUUUUACAAGGAUAUGACAAUCCUCGUUGCAGACGACAGCAUCAACCCAAAGAAAAUCAAUGGCUCGAACAUUGAGCAGUACAUCAUGCCUCCAGCCAAGGGCUGGUUUGCAGGGAGAAACCUGGUGGUGUCCCAAGUCAGCACCAAAUACCUGCUGUGGGUGGAUGACGAUUUCCUGUUCACGGGCAACACCGAAAUCGAGAAGCUGGUGGAAGUGAUGGAGGCCAUGCCAGAGCUGGACGUGGUGGGAGGCUCGGUGACUGGCAAUACCUUCACGUUCCAGCUGGUGUACGGGGAAGGGGAGGAUGGACAUUGUGUGAGCAGGAGGAUGGGUCACUAUCAGCCUAUUCCCAGUUUCCCGGACUGCGUUCUCACUAGUGGCGUGGUCAACUUCUUCCUGGCCCGGACUGACUCAGUACGCAAGGUGGGGUUUGAUCCACGACUCCAGAGGGUCGCCCACACAGAGUUCUUCGUGGACGGCCUGGGCAGCCUGCUGGUGGCCUCGUGCAGCAAGAUCACCAUUGACCAUCAGCCCAGGACGCAAGAAAAGUUGUCCGAAGAGGAGAAGGCGGCACAGGAACUGUACAGGACAUUUCGGACUCCGAAGCAGGAGGAAGUAAAAAUGAAGCUGGGCCUCCACUUCUUUAAGAACAGGAUGAAGUGUUUCUCCAGUAACUGACACCAUGCUCUCACUACAGGAUCCACAGACUACGCAAGUGUCUAGUGUGGUGUUACAGGAGCUUGUUUCUUGUGAACCAAAAGCAAAUUCGAAAGCAGGCACGCAAAAGGCUUCCAAAAGGUUUCUUGUUAGUAAUGGAGCCUUAUUGUCUUUUAUUCCAGUUUACAGUUUUCCUUUUAAUUUUUCUUUGUGACAUUGGGGGAAAUGCAUUGGUGCAUUGAAAGAGACAUUUUACAAUGUGGAAGAAGGAGAAUUUUUUUUCUUAAAGUGUGCACUUUGUUAAAAACAAAAGGGGAACUGUGCUCCUGUACUACGUCAAUUGGGAGCUUAUAUUUUUCAGACAGACGGACUUUGGGACUUUGGCAAUUUUGUGGUGGGAAUACACAAUUAGAUUUAUUCUAUUUUAGCUCUAGUGGAGAUACAAAGCAUUGUUAAAAUGCAACAAAACUAAAUUGAGAAGGAAAAAUUCAAAGAAGAAAGACAGGUACUUGUAUUGCCGAAUAAAGCACUACAGGUGUCUGAAAUAUGUCAUUAGGUAUCUGACGAGCAAUUCCUGUGAGAUCAGGUUCUUUGCAGGCUGGAAUGAACAGUUCUUUCCAGACCCUGUGCAGACGACACAAUCCAGAAUUGAGAGGAAACACUGGGGAAAAAGCCAUGCAGAAAACGGGGAUCAAAACAUUUUUAUAAAAUAACGGGAUCAAACUAAUGUAAAGCAGGUAGAACUUUGCUGACCUCUGGAAGGAUUGGACAGUUUAUUUGCAAAAAUGCACUUAUAAAUGUACAGCAUUAACUUAGACGAUUUAAAAAGGGAUGUUAUUUUAUACAUAACUGAUGUGGAUUUAAUGCACAGUUCCACGCACAAUACAACUAAUUACAGUGAUGGUGAAGGGAAAAACAGCAUUGAUUUUGCACUGUGAAUUUUGCACAGCAUUGAUUGUUUUCUGUGAAUUUGCGUAAUGGGAGUUCUUUCCUGUUGUAAUGUGUCAGGAAGAUAUAAUAAACAGUUUCGAUUUGUGAUAUGUUGGGUAAGGGAGUAAGAACCCUACCAGGAAAAUAUCCAGGACUGAACGGCCGUCUCUGUUGCCAGCAGUGUUGUUUUGUGCAUUCGAUUUGGUUCAAGUGCAAACAUUACAAACUGGUUAUUUUGG